Drosophila mojavensis is the source of this 450-nucleotide messenger RNA. RefSeq lists its product as uncharacterized. Bases 13 to 339 code for a protein of 108 amino acids. The transcript has 3 exons. The record is from RefSeq and is a predicted model, not a curated record. NCBI's taxonomy places the organism in Eukaryota, Metazoa, Arthropoda, Insecta, Diptera, Drosophilidae.
CGGGCGGACAGCAUGAUGGACACAAAUCCAAUAUACCCAUCUCACUUUGUACGUGAAUAUUGGGGUCACACAAUGGGUAUUGAAGGCCUAGGACCGACUGGACUGCAAUUAAAUUUAGGAUAUCCUGGUAUCGGGAUAUUUCUGAACUGUCCACUGUGUGACUCUUCCGUCUACUCCUACUGCUCGAGCAAGGUGGAACAUGAUGCUUGUUGUUGUAUUAUUCCAGGACAUCAGUUGCAUCCCACUCAAUGCGCAAUCUAUAACUGCUCACUUUUGUACGCGAAGUCCUGCUAUGAACAUGCUCUUAUUAAGAAUUGCUGUUGUGAAAAUCGAUACUAGAUAUGUAUGCACAUACAUACAUAUGCUACGCAAAAUUUUCAACAUUUAUGUACUAAAUUAUUUAUAAAGUUUUUAAAAUAAAAACAUCUAUGAAAGGUGUACUCGAAACAG